Messenger RNA from Eimeria necatrix, 1326 nucleotides. RefSeq names its product nuf2 family domain-containing protein, putative. The transcript has a single exon. Lineage: Eukaryota; Apicomplexa; Conoidasida; Eucoccidiorida; Eimeriidae. The record is from RefSeq and is a predicted model, not a curated record. The coding region runs from base 1 to 1326 and encodes 441 amino acids.
AUGGCAGGGCCCAGUGCGCAGCAGCAGCUGCAACUGCUGCAGCAGCAGCAACCGCCGCAGCUGCAGCAGCAACUGCAGCAGCCGCAGCAGCCGCACGAGCAGCUGAUGCAGCAGCCGACUGAGCAAGCUUUCCGGGGGCUCGCAGCGCAGCAGCUCCAGAUGCCCCAGCAGCAGCAGCAGCAGCAGCAGCAGCAGCAGCAGCAGCAGCAAUCUCUCUAUCCCGCUCCAUCCAGUUUGCCGCCCCCUCGGGGUUUUUCUGGCCUGGCGUCUCCCGUUGCCUCUUCUUUUCCACCAUCAGCAGCAGCAGCAGCAGCAGCAGCAGCAGCCGCAACACCAGCAGCAGCUGCAGCAGCUAGCGUUCCGCCUGUGCCGAGUAUGAGUCCUCUGCAUCAGUCGGCUCAGCAGCAGCAGCAGCAGCAGCAGCAGCAGCCGCUGCAGCAGCUGCCACAGCAGCAGCAGCCGAGCUUGCUGCCUUAUUCUCGCCCCGCGCCCCCAUACAAUUUUUUCUCCUUUUCGGGCGGUCCGAAGCCCUUCCUGCAGCAGCAGCAGCAGCAGCCGCUGCAGCCGCUGCAGCAGCUGCAGCAGCAGCAGCAGCAGCCGCUGCUGGCCUCCGCUGCUGCUGCUGCUGCGUGCGGCUUCGGCGGGGCGUCUUCCCCAGUGCGUCAGCAGCGGGCGACUUCCUUCUUUGCUGCUGAGGGCCCCCUCGCGGGCACCCACAGCAGCAGCAGCAGCAGCAGCAGCAGCAGCAGCAGCAGCAGCAGCAGCAGCAGGAUGGGGGCGGAGGAAGUGAAGCGCGAGCUGCUGCGGCGCGGGCUGGAGUGCCCCGAAAGCCUCUGGAAAAGCCCGCAGGCCGAAGAAGUCCAGGGGCUGCUGUCAGCAGCAAUUAAAUUUGUUUUUGGACUUUCACUGACACAAAUUCGAGUUGAAGAAGCUGCCGGCGAGGCCAAGGCUGCUGCGCCCGACAGGUCUGCUGCUGCUGCUGCUGCUGCUGCUGCUGCUGCGCUGCUGCUGCUGCUGCUGCUGCUGCUGCGCUGCUGCUGCUGCUGCUGCUGCUGCUGCUGCUGCUGCUGCGCUGCUGCUGCUGCUGCUGCGCUGCUGCUGCUGCUGCUGCGCUGCUGCUGCUGCUGCUGCUGCUGCUGCUGCUGCUGCUGCUGCUGCUGCUGCUGCUGCUGCUGCAUUAUUUAUUACUUGCUAUUUGGUUUUGCUGCUCAGCCGCCCCUUCUUGACUCUGGAGGGCCGCACCCACCUGAAGGGCAUCGGGAACCUUCGCUGGUUUCGAUACUGCCAGAAGCUAGCCAAGUGCAAACCCUAAACCCUAAACCCUAA